UAUGCACUUCAAAUAAUUCGUUCUAAGUAAUACUCCGAUAAACUUCGACUAAUGUAUAUAAUUGUCGGGAUAUUCAAAAUAUCUGCAGUUUUAAACAAUACAUCAUAAGUUUCUGUGCGUAACGGGGAUAAGAAGAAAAUUUUUAACUAGUGCGAGGAUUAUAAUGAAAGGCGCAGGAAUCACUUUGAUCUGCGCGAUAACACUUGUCCAAGGGAAUGUAGUGAAAAUAAAUAAAAAUGGAUGUCCCUUGGACGAAACGGAAGAAAAGUUACUUGAGCAUAAUAAUUGUAACAAAUUCUAUCAAUGUGUCAAAGGAGAAUUAGUGGAGCACACCUGCCCAAAUGAUUUACUUUUCAAUAUAAAUACUGACCAGUGCGAUUGGCCUAAAAAUGUUGUUUGUGGCCAUAGAGUUAUACCAGACGACGAAGAUAACAACAAUGGCGAAAACGGUGGAGGUGGCGAAAACAACAACAGUAAUUGCAAAUGCAAUCCAAGUGAGGCAUCAAACAUAUGCGCUGCUAAAGACUCUAAUGGACUACUGGUAGCGCAUGAAAAUUGCAAUCAGUUUUACAAAUGUUUUAAUGGUGUACCAGUUGCUCAGAAUUGCCCUCUCGGUUUGCUGUACAACCCGUACAGAGAACAAUGUGAUUGGCCCCAAAAUGUAAAUUGUGGCGAUAGACCAAUCCCAGAGAGUGAAGACAAAGAUGAUGGGGAUGACAAAAACGAAGGUGGUUGUAACGAAAGCGGAAGUGGAGAUGGUGCUGGAGGUGGAGGAGGUGGGAACGACGGUACUUGCAAUUGCAAUCCAGGAGAAGCACCCUCUAUCUGCAGUGGGCCAGGGUCGAACGGAGUAUUAAUUGCUCACGAAAAUUGCAAUCAGUUUUACAAAUGUUACAACGGAGCACCAGUUGCCAUGAGUUGUCCAGGCAAUCUCCUCUACAAUCCCCAUUCAGAACAGUGCGAUUGGCCAGAUGCAGUUACCUGUGGCGACAGGGUGAUCCCAGAUGGCAACGAAUCGGGAGGGGGUGACGGAAACGGCAACGGAAACGGUAAUGGUGAUGGAGGCGCUGGUGGUGGAGGAGGUGGUGGAGGAGGCGGCGGAGGCGGCGGCGGAGGCAGUGGCGGAAACAACGGCACUUGCAAUUGUAAUCCAGAAGAAGCACCCUCUAUCUGCAGUGGGCCAGGGUCGAACGGAGUCUUAAUUGCUCACGAAAAUUGCAAUCAGUUUUACAAAUGUUUCAACGGAGCACCAGUUGCCAUGAGUUGUCCUGGCGAUUUGCUCUACAACCCCUAUUUGGAUCGAUGUGACUGGCCAAAUUCAGUUAACUGUGGAGACAGAGUAAUCCCAGAAGACUGCGAAACUGAAGGUGGUGGCAAUGGAAAUGGUGAUGGUAAUGGCAAUGGCAACGGUGACGUAGGCGCCGGUGGUGGAGGUGGCGGCGGAGGCAGUGGCGGAAACAACGGCACUUGCAAUUGUAAUCCAGGAGAAGCACCCUCUAUCUGCAGUGGGCCAGGGUCGAACGGAGUCUUAAUUGCUCACGAAAAUUGCAAUCAGUUUUACAAAUGUUUCAACGGAGCACCAGUUGCCAUGAGUUGUCCUGGCGAUCUGCUCUACAACCCCUAUUUGGAACGAUGCGACUGGCCAAAUGCAGUUAACUGUGGAGACAGAGUAAUCCCAGAAGACUGCGAAACUGAAGGUGGUGGCAAUGGAAAUGGUGAUGGUAAUGGCAAUGGCAACGGUGACGGAGGCUCCGGUGGUGGAGGCGGUGGUGGAAACGAUGGCACUUGCAAUUGUAAUCCAGGAGAAGCACCCUCUAUCUGCAGUAGACCAGGGUCGAACGGAGUCUUAAUAGCUCACGAAAAUUGUAAUCAGUUUUACAAAUGUUACAACGGAGCACCAGUUGCCAUGAAUUGUCCUGGGAAUCUUCUCUACAAUCCCCAUUCAGAACAGUGCGAUUGGCCAGAUGCAGUUACCUGUGGCGAUAGGGUGAUCCCAGAUGGAAACGAAUCGGGAGGAGGUGACGGAAACGGCAACGGCAACGGAAACGGUAAUGGUGAUGGAGGCGCUGGUGGUGGAGGAGGUGGUGGAGGUGGCGGCGGAGGCAGUGGCGGAAACAACGGCACUUGCAAUUGUAAUCCAGGAGAAGCACCCUCUAUCUGCAGUGGGCCAGGGUCGAACGGAGUCUUAAUUGCUCACGAAAAUUGCAAUCAGUUUUACAAAUGUUUCAACGGAGCACCAGUUGCCAUGAGUUGUCCUGGCGAUCUGCUCUACAACCCCUAUUUGGAACGAUGCGACUGGCCAAAUGCAGUUAACUGUGGAGACAGAGUAAUCCCAGAAGACUGCGAAACUGAAGGUGGUGGCAAUGGAAAUGGUAAUGGCAAUGGCAACGGUGACGCAGGCGCCGGUGGUGGAGGCGGUGGUGGAAACGAUGGCACUUGCAAUUGUAAUCCAGGAGAAGCACCCUCUAUCUGCAGUGGACCAGGGUCGAACGGAGUCUUAAUAGCUCACGAAAAUUGUAAUCAGUUUUACAAAUGUUACAACGGAGUACCAGUUGCCAUGAAUUGUCCUGGGAAUCUUCUCUACAAUCCCCAUUCAGAACAGUGCGAUUGGCCACAUGCAGUUACCUGUGGCGACAGGGUGAUCCCAGAUGGCAACGAAUCGGGAGGAGGUGACGGAAACGGCAACGGCAACGGAAACGGUAAUGGUGAUGGAGGCGCUGGUGGCGGAGGAGGUAGUGGAGGUGGUGGCGGAGGCAGUGGCGGAAACAACGGCACUUGCAAUUGUAAUCCAGGAGAAGCACCCUCUAUCUGCAGUGGGCCAGGGUCGAACGGAGUCUUAAUUGCUCACGAAAAUUGCAAUCAGUUUUACAAAUGUUUCAACGGAGCACCAGUUGCCAUGAGUUGUCCUGGCGAUCUGCUCUACAAUCCCUAUUUGGAACGAUGCGACUGGCCAAAUGCAGUUAACUGUGGAGACAGAGUAAUCCCAGAAGACUGCGAAACUGAAGGUGGUGGCAAUGGAAAUGGUGAUGGUAAUGGCAAUGGCAACGGUGACGCAGGCGCCGGUGGUGGAGGCGGUGGUGGAAACGAUGGCACUUGCAAUUGUAAUCCAGGAGAAGCACCCUCUAUCUGCAGUGGACCAGGGUCGAACGGAGUCUUAAUAGCUCACGAAAAUUGUAAUCAGUUUUACAAAUGUUACAACGGAGCACCAGUUGCCAUGAAUUGUCCUGGGAAUCUUCUCUACAAUCCCCAUUCAGAACAGUGCGAUUGGCCAGAUGCAGUUACCUGUGGCGACAGGGUGAUCCCAGAUGGCAACGAAUCGGGAGGAGGUGACGGAAACGGUAAUGGUGAUGGAGGCGCAGGUGGUGGAGGUGGCGGCGGAGGCAGUGGUGGAAACAACGGCACUUGCAAUUGUAAUCCAGGAGAAGCACCCUCUAUCUGCAGUGGGCCAGGGUCGAACGGAGUCUUAAUUGCUCACGAAAAUUGCAAUCAGUUUUACAAAUGUUUCAACGGAGCACCAGUUGCCAUGAGUUGCCCUGGCGAUCUGCUCUACAACCCCUAUUUGGAACGAUGCGAUUGGCCAAAUGCAGUUAACUGUGGAGAAAGAGUAAUCCCAGAAGACUGCGAAACUGAAGGAGGUGGCAAUGGAAAUGGUAAUGGUAAUGACAAUGGCAACGGUGACACAGGCGCCGGUGGUGGCGGCAGUGGCGGAAACAACGGCACUUGCAAUUGUAAUCCAGGAGAAGCACCCUCUAUCUGCAGUGGGCCAGGGUCGAACGGAGUAUUAAUUGCUCACGAAAAUUGCAACCAAUUUUAUAAAUGUUUUAACGGCAUUCCUACGAUACAAUCUUGUCCAUCUAACCUUUUGUAUAACCCUCAAUCUGAACAAUGUGAUUGGCCUAAUUAUGUCGUUUGCGGCGAUAGGAUAAACCCAAUUGAGGACAACAAUGACAAUGACAAUACCGAUGGUGAAAACAUUCCAAUAGAAGUUAUUGAAAUUUGUGCUUCAGAUUUAUCUGAUUCAGUUUACAUUGCACAUCAAAAUUGCAAUCAAUUUUAUGUUUGUAUUCAAAAGAAACCUGUAGUUCUAACUUGUCCUGCAAAUCUAUUUUAUGAUCCCAAAACAAACCAGUGCGAUUGGUCUUACAAUGUAGAUUGUGGAAUUCGCAGCCAUUAAGAGAACUCCUAUGAAAUAUAUGUACUGGAUAUGAAUACGAUUCUGUUUUAUAGAUCUCAUAAUUGUGAAUAAAGCAGACGAAGAAAAA
Messenger RNA from Papilio xuthus (Asian swallowtail), 4262 nucleotides. RefSeq lists its product as uncharacterized. Bases 164 to 4174 code for a protein of 1336 amino acids. NCBI's taxonomy places the organism in Eukaryota, Metazoa, Arthropoda, Insecta, Lepidoptera, Papilionidae. Gene Ontology annotation, cellular component: extracellular region. The record is from RefSeq and is a predicted model, not a curated record. The transcript has 6 exons. Gene Ontology annotation, molecular function: chitin binding.